CCUCUGCUGCGGGGAGAGCGGCGGCCGGGCCGCGCAUGCGCCGUGCGCGGAGCCAGGCGGCGGUGGCAGCGAUGGCUCCGCAGUGACGGUUUGGCUCUAACGGUUGCUAUUGACAUUGCGGCGCGCAGCGGAUCCUGCCGAGGGCCCAGCGGGGGAAACCAUCGGCCCCGCGCAGGAGGCCGCCGUAGCGGCGCGGUGAUGCGGCGGUGCUGAGGCCCGGUGCAUCCGCCCCCUCCCCCGCUGUUGGAUCGGGAGCCGCGGCCCGGGCCGCCGCCGCCGCCCUGCGCUGGGCUCGCGGUUCCUCCCCGCCCCGCCCCCCCAUGCGGGGCCCCUGCUAAGCCGCAGGCGGGACGGGUGAGGGCGUGUGGCCGACAGGAGCAGGCCCGGCGGGCGGGCGGCCCGGCAUGGCCCGCAGCCUGGAAUAGCGCCGCCGCCGGGCCCGCUACAGGCGGAGGAGGAGCCUCGCGGCCGCCGGACAAGCCAGGCCCCGGCCCCGUGACACUGCCGGAGAGGGCCGGGCGGGCCCUGCGGGGCGACGAGCGAGCCCGGCGCAGCGCGGCCCUUGGCCCCGCCCAGCCCGCGCCGGGGAGCGCCGCGGCCUCGGCCCCCGGCUCUGGCUGCCGCUCGGCUCCAGGGGCCCCGGACCCCCGCUGACUCUCGGCCGGCGCGGACUAGCCGCCGCCCUUUCUUCUCACCCCGGAGCCGAGGGCGUUGGAGCGGCUGCGAUGAACCCGGUGAAUGCCACUGCUCUCUACGUGUCAGCGAGCCGCCUGGUGCUCAACUACGACCCCGGCGACCCCCAGGCCUUCUCUGAGGUCACCAAGCUCCUGCCUUACUUCCGACAGUCCCUCUCCUGCUGUGUUUGCGGUGAUAUACUGUGGCCAUGUGACAAACAUGAUGUGACUGACACAAUAUCAUUGGCAGAUAACUCUGAAACUAUAGAAAAUGAUGGUGAUCUUGAAGGAAAUUUGCUACAGGAUCCUAUUGCUCCCACCAACUCCACAUGUCAGCAUUAUGUCUGCAAAACUUGUAAAGGCAAGAAGAUGAUGAUGAAACCAUCAUGUAGUUGGUGCAAAGACUAUGAACAGUUUGAGGAAAAUAAACAGCUGAGCAUUCUAGUGAACUGCUACAAAAAGCUGUGUGAAUACAUAACACAGACUCCAUUGGCACGAGAUAUAAUACAAGCAGUUGACUGUUCUGCAGAUCUUUUGGCUUUGCUCAAAGAUGGAUCACCACUCCGUGAAGACACAGAAAAAACUUCUGAUGCAGCCAUGCCUUUGUGUUUGACACAUUCUCCAUUACCUUCAACCUCAGAACAUGCUAAUGAUCCUCAAGCUAGUUUUUCUUCAAUGCCUGAAAGCACACAUAAUAUUGAUAUUAGAGGUUCUGUUAUCAAUGGGUUGCCCAAUUGUAAUGGGCUUUCAGUGGAUAAACUUGGAGUAAAUAUUCCUUCCCCUGAACAUGCAAAUACAAUUGAUGUGUGUAGUACUGGAGAGUACAUAAAAACUGAGGAUAUCUCUAGCAGUCUUCAGCCUGUGUGUGACACAGUUUCUACUAGUGACUUGUGUACAUCAGGCCUUGACAUCUGCAGUUUCAACGAAGAUAUAAAACCUGGCUCACUAUUGCUUAGUGUUGAGGAAGUUCUCCGAAGCUUAGAAACUGUUUCAAGCACUGAAGUCUGUAGUUCUGAUUUGCAGCCCAGCUUGGAAGCCACCGUAUCCAAUGGUCCUUUCCUGCAGCUUUCUCCCCCACCUCUUAGCCAUAAUGUUUUCAUGUCCACAGGUGCUUCUCCUCAUGGGAUCUCAUGCACAGCAGCAACACCUAAGGUAGUUAAGUUAAACCGAAAGCGAUCUCGAUCAGAAAGUGACAGCGAAAAGGUUCAGCCACUACCCAUUUCCAGCAUCAUCUGUGGCCCAACGUUGGGAGCAUCAGCUCCAGUAACAGUGAAACAGGAAAAUAAGAUGUCUUUGCAGCCUGUAGCAACUGUACCCAAUGGAGGCAGUACUCCUAAAAUAAGUAAAACUGUACUCCUGCCUAAUAAAAGCAUGAAAAAGAAUCUAGAACAUGCCCCCAAGAAAUCUCACCCGAAAGCCAAACCAGGAAUACUGAAAACAAAAGACAAAGCAAAGGAAAAGGUUGCUAGCAGCAAUGUUAUGCCAGGAAGUCCGACAAAAACUGCAUACAAAAAGCCACAAGAAAAGAAAGGGUGUAAAUGUGGUCGCGCCACCCAAAAUCCAAGUGUUCUUACAUGCCGUGGCCAACGCUGCCCUUGCUACUCUAACCGUAAAGCCUGCUUAGACUGUAUAUGCCGUGGCUGCCAAAACUCAUAUAUGGCUAAUGGGGAGAAGAAGCUGGAAGCAUUUGCAGUGCCAGAAAAGGCCUUGGAACAGACUAGGCUUACUUUGGGCAUUAAUGUGACAAGCAUUGUGCGCAGUGCCAGCACAAGUACCAGUGUAAUUAAUAUGACAGCAUCACCAGUAACUACAUUUUUAGCUGCCAGUACACACGAUGAUAAAAGUUUGGAUGAAGCUAUAGACAUGAGAUAUGACUGUUAAAUCAUUUUUUUGUCUCUUCCCUGCCCUUAGUAGGGGAACUGCUACAGUUUUAAGGCAGCUAUGGUUCUGUUUAACUUGCCGAAGCUCCUGCCUAUAGAUCACUUGUAUCAAGUGUUUUUCAUUGCUAUGUUAUGUGUGUUAGUGUCUGGGAAAUAGUUUGCAGAUAAUGGAGGAGUUACCCUAAAACUGUCUUUAGAUCUCACAGCACCUCAUAGUUUGAGAUCAGAUGCUGAUGUAAAUGGUUUUAAUACAAGAUGACCUUUGGCAAGGAACAUAUUAACCUCAUUGUACCAGUUAAUGCUUUGUACUCAAUUAAAGCUUCCGAUUAAAUGUAAGGAAGUGGUAUCUAGUCAGUCCAUCAAAGUUGUGCUAGUUUAUGAUGUGUGAAAAUAACUACCAAUUACACUGCCAUAGGAGUCAGUGUUGCUAGCAAAUCACAUCCCAUUCCUGUUGAAAGUACAGUAUUAGCUGAGGAAUGUAGUCUUUUAAUGACACUUCUUUUUUGAUCAUGAGUGUUGGUUAUCUAGAGCAUGGAACAGUUACAAAUCAAUUUCAUGGAAAGAGAAGUUGUCCCUCAUUGAAAUUGGCUAAGAAGUAACUGCAAUUAGCUGGAGUCAAUUGUAAGGUGGCUUUCCCUCCAGAUCCUGCUCAAGUCUCUCUGUAAUCACUUCAUUCACUUUUUCUAAAAAGCGUGCAGGUAGGUGUGUGUCUGGUAUAUUUUAUGCCCUGUGGCACUAACUUCAUUCAUCUUUGGCAUGUUGCUGUUCACUUCAUCCUGAGAGGGGGAACAACUAAUAAACAAAGAAGGGCCAAACACCACAUAUGUAAACUGAUUGAUUUCAGUGGGAGUUGUUGCAUGUAGUAUCUGAGAAGAAUUUGACCCUAGGUUACAAAUAUAAAAAAUAAAUCUGGGCUGGGUUAAAAUCUUUGUCCAUUGGUUCCCCCCUCCCGCGCCCCCCCAAAAUCGUGGUUUAUACAGCCUUUACCCACCAUUGGUUUCUCUUUUCUUCACUUAAAGAUAUAAAUGAGGUUAACCCUGUAUUGUGAUGCACUUGGGAUCUAUUUACCCUAGGAAUAUGGCCCAUUGUUACUUGCUUCCCCUCAGUCAGGAAAGAGAACGGAUGGGUAAACAGGAUCAAGUUAUUCUCAGUACUCAUUAGGUAAAGUAUGCUACACAGCUUAUUCCACCAAGUGUUCAGCUCACUCUUCUACAUUCGAUAUGCCCAACUGGUUGGUUUCCAGUUAAUCCCUGAAAAUAAGGAAAUAGUUCAAAGAAGGCUUUUUGCAUUUUGCACAACAUUACAGCAGUUUUAAGAUUUUUUUUAUGCCAUUCCAAAGAAGUCAGACUUCCUCAUGAUGCAGAGAUAUCUCAUCUUUAAAUGGUACAGCACAAAUAAAAGAUGGUAUGACUAGUAUACAAAGCAUUAUCCUUCUAAUUUAAAAGACAGUUGCUAUUAUAACAGCAUGUCUAAAGAGAAACAGUGCUAAAAUUUUUCAAAUUCCAUUUUUGGCAGCCAUAUUCUUAUUAAUUAAAUGAAAUCUCCAGUGAAUUAUGACAUAAUGUUGGAUAUAUUUUGAUUGUGCACAAAGCAUGUACAAUGAUGGUUACCUGUCUAAGAAAUAAGCAAAAACUUUUUGGACACAAAUCAAAUGACACCACCUUUUGUUUUUGUAGUGUACUUCGGUGUCAUUUUCUGUGAAUGUGGUCAGAUAAUUUUUUUCGUUUUGUUUUGUAUUCCCCCCCCGUCUUUUUUGUGGGGUCGGGUAGGGUGGGGUGUUAAAGCCAUAGGAUGAAAAAUGUGAUGUAUGUGUCCAGUCUGUACUAUUUUGUUUUUGUUUUGCAAGAAGAGUUGAAAAAUAUUUUUGAUAACGAGAGUAAAUGGUGGAAAAUG
This is a messenger RNA of Chelonia mydas (Green sea turtle), 4447 nucleotides long. It is a transcript of the gene MSL2, whose product is annotated as MSL complex subunit 2. The transcript is spliced from 3 exons. Gene Ontology annotation, molecular function: ubiquitin protein ligase activity. Gene Ontology annotation, cellular component: MSL complex. The record is from RefSeq and is a predicted model, not a curated record. Bases 726 to 2555 code for a protein of 609 amino acids. Lineage: Eukaryota; Metazoa; Chordata; Testudines; Cheloniidae.